GGGCAGCUCUCCAAGUGGAAGUGCUGAGAAGCGAGCAAAGCAAAUUCAGAGCAGCCAGCAAAUUUUCGCAUUCGUGCAAAAGACCAGAACAGUGAAAGUGUUUAGUAAAUUACGCGGUCGGCUUGCAUAAUAUCAGGUCGUUCGUGUGUCGUCCACCCACUACGAUAAGAGGUCAACUCGCGCUGAAAUUAGUGAUGAACUGAGCGUCGCUCUGUGCCGUGAUAAAAUCGUCCCAGCUAUGGAUACGUCGCACCACUGAUUUUUCUGACCGAGAGCACGACGAACGGAAUCUUCCUCUCGGACCAACAGCCGAUUAACGUGGACAUGGAUUUCAAAAGUGUCGUCUACACAGCAGCCAGGGAUGGAAAACUCCGUCGCCUGAAGGUGUUCCUGGAGCACAGAGCGCGCUCUGAGGUUCUGAUGCUGGUCUCGUCAAAGACGAACAACGCGACGCCGCUGGUGAUGGCCUGCAGGUAUGGACAUUUCGACGUCGCUGAGUACCUCAUCGAAAAGUGCAACGCCGACAUCGAGCAGCCCGGAGCAGUCGUGUUCGACGGGGAAACCAUCGAGGGCGCACCUCCGCUGUGGUGCGCGGCGGCCGCCGGACACCUUGCCGUGGUCAAGCUGCUGGUGCGGCAUGGCGCCAACGUCAACAGCAUCACCAAGACCAACUCGACGCCGCUGCGGGCGGCCUGUUUUGACGGCCACUUUGACAUUGUCAAAUUUCUCAUUGAGCACAACGCAGACAUUGAAAUUGCAAACCGGCAUGGUCACACGUGUCUGAUGAUCGUCUGCUACAAGGGCCACAUCAAGAUUGCCAAAUUCCUGAUCGGACUCAAAGCAGACGUCAAUAGGAAGAGCGUCAAAGGAAACACGGCCCUCCACGACUGUGCCGAGAGUGGAAGUUUGGAAAUCAUGAAACUCCUUCUUCACCACGGCGCUGUUAUUGAAGUCGACUCCUACGGAAUGACGCCUCUGUUGGCAGCAAGUGUGACCGGCCAUUCCCAUAUUGUUGAGUAUUUCAAGCAGCAUCCAGGCCUGGUGUCCAGGAGGGACAUGGUCAAUGCUAUGGAGCUUUUAGGGGCAACUUAUGUGGACAAAAAGAGAGACAUGAUGGGUGCGCUUUCCCUUUGGAGACAAGCCAUGGAGGAUAGAUUUGCCGACGGCAAAGAACCUAUUUUAAAACCUGAAUCUGCCAAAACUGUGGACGCCUACAACAACGCCAAGGAGGUGCUGAACCUCGACGAACUGGAAGAACUGGUUUCCGACCCUGACGAGAUCCGAAUGCAGGCCCUGUUGAUCCGGGAGCGUAUCCUGGGCCCCGUCCACCCUGACACAAGUUACUACGUCCGGUACAGAGGGGCCGUGUACGCCGACGCGGGGCAGUUCGACCGAUGCAUCGCCUUGUGGAACUACGCCCUGGACAUGCAGCAAAAGAUUCUCGAGCCGAUGAACCCGAUGACCCAGAGCAGCCUUUUCUCCUUCACCGAACUAUUUUCGUUCAUGAUCAGUGAGCGAUCUCGGUUCCGCAACAGCAACUCGGGUGGCCGAGGUGGAAGACAAAUCCCUCCGGUCGCCUACGACGACAUCCUCAACGUCUUCAAGAAAGCCUUGCAGGAGCUCGAGCUUGGAAUGGCCAAUCCGAGCAGCGAGAAUGCCGCGGUCGGUCAUUUGCACCGCACCAUGGUGCUCACUAUGAACAUCUGCUGCCUCCUCGCCAGGCACAUGAAUUUCCUCAAGACAGCGCAGUCUGAACGGCUCUUCCAACUCACGAAAGAACUUGUCAAGAUGUGGCCAAUUGGAAAUAAAGGGUUCACCUUGCUGCACAUUGCCUGUUCCCGUGACUCUUCCGUGGCCAAGAGAUACUCGGUAUGUCAGUUCCCUGCGCCAGAGCUGGUGACCCUUCUGCUCAAGGCAGGCCACGCACCCAACGCUCGAGACGUGGAUGGCAACACCGCCCUCCACGUGGCCGCCCUGGCCAAGCCGUGCACCCCAGCGCUGGCCAAGGCGCUCGUCGAAGGCGACGUCCACCUCGAUCUAGUCAACAAAAACGGCAAAACGUUCGCGCAGCUGUUGCAAGACCAGAAAGUGCUGGACCUGGUCAACCCGGUGCGGCACACCAGCCUCAUGUGUCUUGCCGCCCGCACCAUCAACAGGCACAUGGUCCCCUACAAGGGCCACAUCCCUGUCCGCCUCGAGUCCUUCGUCGCCAUGCACUGAGAAGCGACUGCCGAUGGUUUCUGAACUCUGCAGGGGAGAAACGUGUAUUUUCGCUUUUUAAUUUUACUGAAUACAAAAAAAAAAGAAUAUGAAAAAACGCCUGCUUGAAGACUCCUAUGGAAAUCUACGUGAUACAUUUAUUUCUCAAUGAUUUCUCGUUUGUUCAUAACUCACCCUUCGAAGUUGGUUUUACCACACUGGAAACCUUUGGUCCUUUUCACGCUGGUUGCUGCUUUUACAUCUUUCACAGAUGCUCAAAGUAUUCGUAAUGUUUCACGGUUUUUUUCUUUGGUCGAUUAAAUUUUACAUAAUCCUAAAAAUAUUCUACCGAAGUAUUGCAAUGUUAAUAAAUCUAAGUGCGCUGCCUAAUAUUGCGAGGAUUGUUGGCAUUCAAGAAAGUUCUCAAUCAGACAUUUCGCCAUUCUUGUGUUAACCCUGAUGUAUUUAAUUAAUUUAAUGAGAUGGGAGAAAUCCUGUUACAACUAAUACUAGCAACUAAGGAAUUGUGAUUUAAUGAGUAACUUUGUGCGAGUGCGCAGAUGAACUUUUGUGGUAUAUUUGAGGGCAUUCAAAUUUGGUUGGUGCACUGUUUCAGUGAUUUCGAUUAAAUUCUGUCAGCUUGUUUUGUAAUUUGAGCUUCAAAAUACAGAAUCACAAGUAA
This is a messenger RNA of Neocloeon triangulifer, 2881 nucleotides long. RefSeq names its product protein fem-1 homolog C. NCBI's taxonomy places the organism in Eukaryota, Metazoa, Arthropoda, Insecta, Ephemeroptera, Baetidae. The coding region runs from base 325 to 2220 and encodes 631 amino acids. The record is from RefSeq and is a predicted model, not a curated record. The transcript has 7 exons. Gene Ontology annotation, molecular function: protein binding.